GUCAGCGCCAAGGCGACCAGAGUCGCUUAUCUUUUGUUUCAAGAUGGCGGCGACACGUCACAACGAACGCGACGGUUUAUCUGAUCUUAGAAGGGACAGGCAACGAAAGAGCGGCAAAAUGGCUCCUUCACCCAGCAAGAGGAAGGAACGCUCAGAAGACAGAGCAAAAGAUAGAGGCAAAGAGAAAGCUCCAGGGAAAGAAGGCACAGAUAAAGACCGCGGGCGUGAUAAAGCAAGGAAGAGGCGCAGCGCCUCUAGUGGCAGUAGCAGCAGUAGCCGUUCCCGCUCCAGUUCAUCCUCCAGCUCAUCAUCAGGUUCCAGUUCUGGAUCCAGCUCGGGUUCCAGUUCUUCAUCUGCUUCCAGCCGUUCAGGAAGUUCCAGUUCUUCUCGCAGCUCUAGUUCCAGCAGCUCCUCGGGUUCCCCAAGUCCUUCUCGGCGCCGCCAUGAUAACAGGAGGCGCUCCCGUUCAAAAUCCAAACAGCCAAAACGUGAUGAAAAAGAAAGAAAACGACGGAGCCCAAGUCCCAGACCCACAAAAGUUCACAUUGGGAGGCUGACAAGGAAUGUAACUAAGGACCAUAUUCUAGAGAUCUUCUCCACAUAUGGCAAGAUUAAGAUGAUAGAUAUGCCUGUUGAUCGCUACCACCCACACCUGUCCAAGGGCUAUGCCUAUGUUGAAUUUGAAGCUCCUGAAGAAGCAGAGAAAGCUUUAAAGCACAUGGAUGGAGGACAGAUUGAUGGUCAGGAGAUCACUGCUUCAGCUGUUUUGACACCGUGGCCUAUGCGGGCAAUGCCCAGAAGGUUCAGUCCUCCUCGGCGGAUGUUGCCACCUCCCCCGAUGUGGCGGCGAUCACCACCACGCAUGAGGAGAAGGUCACGUUCACCUCGGAGACGCUCCCCAGUAAGACGCCGUUCACGGUCACCCGCACGUCGCCGCCAUCGCAGUCGUUCCAGCUCCAACUCCUCGCGGUGAACAUGUCGUCCUCUCAUGCCCCUUCCCUCCCACACCCUCUGCAGUCUGACACCAUAAAUCUUUCUCAGCAAAGUUGGCUGGAGUAUCUUCUAUUUUUCAAGUUUCUUGAAACUGUUCCUUGUAUAGCAGCAUCCUGAAAUGAUAGGUCCAAAGUGAGAGGGUGGAGACAAUAUUGAAGUAGGCAUUGGCUGCCAAGGGACCUACAGAUGUUGGCCUCCACCCCCCAGAAUCCCACUCUCAGUGGCAUGCUAGCAGCUCUAAACAGGAUUGAAAUGCAUUAUCUCUGUAGCUCUCUAGUGUGGAACUGAAUCUGUGGCUGCUAGUCUCAAUGAAGGGUUUAUGGUAAAGGGGCUUAAUAGGAUAUGCAAGAAAUACUGUCUAGCCUCAUAGCCUUGCUUACCCUAUCUAGUGGACUGAUCAAUUCGCUGCGGCCCUGCUGAUUCCAAAAUUCAUCCUUAUAUUAUAAAUCACAAAUGAAUGAUUUACUUUCCUCUGCCUUUGGCUAAUGGCGCACAUUGGAGAGAAAAAAAGGAAAAAAAGUCCCUGUGAAAUGAGGGAUUGCGAAAUUGCACCUUCUCACUGUUUAAUGCACAGCUAUCAAGGUCUCAUGUUGCAUAAUACUAAAACGUAACUUUUAUUCCAUGUAAAUAUCAUUAAAGUCCGUAACCGUGUAUAUACAUUUUAGUACAUUUUUAGCAGCUCCAAACUCUCAAGCUGACCCCAGUGUGCUUAUUAUCUACCCCCUUCCCGUCUCCUGCUGCGAAUGCAGCAUUAUUGCUCUCCUUCUAGCGUUAUGUUGGAGUUCAUGGUUAAUGGUGGUCACAAUUUAACAUUAAAUGUCAAAAAAUAUCUCUAAAUUUGGGGCACAGUUUAAGGACAUAAGGAGAGUGAGUUCAACAUUGGAGAUGCUGAGAUUCUGACUUCUCUAUAUACCCUGGGUUACAUUCAUUUUUACUGGCUUUAAUGAUCUCACAUGGAAUAAAGUUAAGUUUUAGUAUUACUGUAUAUGAAACCUCAAUGAUUGUGCAUUAAACAAUCCCUCUUAAGGAGUUCUCCUUGUUUUCUCCAUUUUUACAUUUUGGGAUAUUUAUGUGCACCACAAAUUACUAUGGGGGUUAUGUAAUAGAAGGCACUAAGUGUACCCAGGUACAGUAACUUAUAAGCAAGCAUCAUUAUUGGUUGCUAUGGGUUACCGCUACUGGGCAAACUUAGUGCCUUUUUUCACAUGUGGGAUUAUGUAUUUUCUCUGGGCUGUGGUGCAGAGCCACACAUCAACGUGGGGUUGCUUAGCUGGCUGCAUUUGGGGUUUUUUUUUUUUUUUUUUUUGCUCCUUAAAGGGCACCAAUCAUGGCCCCAGUUGCUGCCUGAUGCAGUUCCAUGGGAGUUGCCCACAACUAUGUUUUCACAAGAUUUCCAUAAGCAGCGAUUGGAUGGCAGGAGGGUGACGAGAAAAGAUUUAACCAUUUUUAAAAAGGGAUGUGAAAGCGCCCCAAUGUUGCUCCACGUGCAGCUGGUUUUUAUUUAAAAAAAAAAAAAAAAAAUCCUGAAAGAUACUGUUUAGUUUUUAAGAAGCAACUGUGUUUUCUUUAAGUGACUCCCAAACCCCCCUGUGUAGGUUCUGUAGGCUCACAAAGCAACAUGGGUUGGCUGGGUCUGACCUACAAACCUUGGCAACUGGGAGUUAACAGUGAAUACACCUCUCUGGGCAGGGCCAGGACAGCCGCCUCCUUACAGCUGCUGGGGAACACCGCUCACUUCUGAGCUGAGAGUUGUAGUUUUGCAGCUGUGGGAGCUUCCUGCCUGUCGCUGUGGAGUUCAGUGCUCCAUAAAUAUUAUAAAUGGGGAUGGGAAAUAUAACCUGUACAGUUGAUAUUCUACUGUGUUUUGUUUUUUUGAAGUUUGUUUUAUAAUAUCUGUUCCAUGUCUGUAGAAUAAAAUACGGAAUAAAUGGAAAGAAUUUUUUUU
This is a messenger RNA of Xenopus tropicalis (tropical clawed frog), 2938 nucleotides long. It is a transcript of the gene rnps1, whose product is annotated as RNA binding protein S1, serine-rich domain. Gene Ontology annotation, molecular function: nucleic acid binding; RNA binding. Gene Ontology annotation, cellular component: nucleus; nuclear speck; cytoplasm. Lineage: Eukaryota; Metazoa; Chordata; Amphibia; Anura; Pipidae. The record is from RefSeq and is marked validated.